Messenger RNA from Penicillium brasilianum, 2965 nucleotides. The record is from the annotation of a GenBank genome assembly. Lineage: Eukaryota; Fungi; Ascomycota; Eurotiomycetes; Eurotiales; Aspergillaceae.
UCCUCUCAAAUCUUACCCAAUUGACCGCGUCUCGGCCAAAUUUGCAAUUAUUUAGAUUUACACGAUUUGGCAAUUUAGUCCUUCUGGUUAGCCCCCGCAGUUGGCUCUUUUAAUUGUUAUCUGGAGACCGGAUGUGAUGAUCAGCUGCCCCGUGCGCCCGGCGUCUUCGGCGCCUCAAUCUGCUAUAAUGCUAGUGAUUCAGGCUUGCUCAUAACCACUCCACGCCAAGAGGGGGCGACUCUUCCCCUUCAAGCCAUCCCCCAGCUCAAACCCAGAGAUAUGGUAGAAUCUGGCUGGACCGACCGGAUCCUGAUAACUAAUCAUCAAUGAAAGCCGCCCCAGUACUGACAGUACUGACGAGGUCAAUCUCCCGGAUGGGUAAUUUUCCCCGCGGCCUUUGCAGUGGAGGCUUCUUGCCGAGUCUCAGGAUCUCAGACUCUCUCAGCGACACAGGCCUGAUCGGGCAUUCUUUCCCAGCCAUGGAAAAGACUUCAUAGGGGAAUGAGGAUGUAUUUUAAAUCUGCGGGGUCCCCGGCCUGUGUGACUGUAUACAAAGCUGUGUUAUAAAGGCCAAACCGCUCUCAAACGCCCUACCCUCUUAUACUACUCACACUACUUCACAUUCAUCACACCCGAGACCAUUUAUGGACCGAUAUAAUCACCUCUAGAGAACUGGACGCUCUCUAUCCAUUACUUCUCACACAAUGGCCCUCUCUCAACUAUCCCAGUGGAACAUCCCAUCCGAGCUCCUUCAGGAGGUAUCCAAAUACGCCACCCCGACUGGCAUCGCCGAUUAUACAGCCCUCGCCAUCCUCGCCGGUACAGGAGCAACCUUCCUCUCGCGAGGGAUCCUGUGGGAUAAGCCCGAUCCGUACCAUCACCUUGCGUUCGAAAGACCUCAGUUGAAAAAUGAUGGCCAACUGGGAGCGAAUGCUAAGAGAGAAACGAGGAAUAUUGCACAGAAACUGAAGGAGACCGGGAAGAACGUUGUCAUCUUCUGGGGGUCACAGUCUGGUACGGCCGAAGGCUUUGCCCACCGGCUAGCCAGGGAGAUUUCCGUGCGGUGGGGCCAGGAGACCAUGACGGCGGAUCUUUCAGACUAUGAACCUGCUACUAUUGCGGAAAUCCCCGAGUCAAAAUUGGCCAUCUUCAUAGUGUCUACCUAUGGUGAAGGUGACCCGAGUGAUAACACUGCCGAUUUCUGGAGUUGGAUCAACAAGGCCGAUGCUGUCUCACUCGUCAACCUGCGAUAUGCAGCCUUUGGUUUGGGAAACUCCAACUACAAGUUCUACAAUCGCGUUAUCGACGUCAUCGUGGAAGGCCUGGAGAAGUUUGGAGCAAAGGCUUUCAUGCCCAUUGGCAGAGCUAACGAUGCCGAGGGCGCUACCGAGGAAGACUUCAUGGCCUGGAAAGAUCAAUUGUUCACUUGCUUCCGCAAGCAAUUUGGUUUCCAGGAAGUCGAAGCUAAAUACAUUCCAACCCUGACGGUUGACGAAGAUGAGUCCUUGGAGCCCAUCGACAUCCACAAUGGAGAGCCCAACAACCAACUCGAUGGACAUAAGUCAGCCACUCAAUCUUCGCCGGUUCGUACAUUGAGCAUCACCAACUCCAGGGAACUCUUCACUGCAUCGGACCGAAACUGUCUGCAUAUGGAGUUGGACUUGAGCAGCCAUCCCGAGUUAACCUACAAGACUGGCGAUCACGUUGCCAUCUGGCCUGGAAACCCCGACACUGAAGUUGAGCGCCUGCUACAAGUACUGGGUAUCUCAUCUCGUCGCGAUAUUCCACUUGUUAUCAAGGCCGUUGACUCGGCCACCAAAAUCACGAUCCCGACCCCGACCAGUGCGAUUGCUCUCUUCCGCCACUACCUCGAAAUCUGUGCUCCGGUCAACCGUGACAACAUCCGCGAUCUCGCACAGUUUGCCCCAACCCCAGAGGCGAAGGCCUACUUGACCAAGCUCGGUCAGGAUAAGGAGUAUUACGCCGAUAUCCUCAACCGCACACAUAUCAAUCUCGGCCGCCUUUUGCAGCUCGCAUGCCCCGACCAGGCUUGGUCUAGGCUCCCCCUCGCAUACCUCAUCGAGACGAUGCCUCACAUUCGUCCUCGAUAUUAUUCCAUCUCUUCGAGCAGUGUCGUUUCUCCUCGCAAACCAUCUAUCACCGUCAUCGCCUCUACCACCCCUCUUCCAGAAAACGCCAACCAACUUGUGCACGGUGUCACAUCCAACUACCUUCUCGCCAUCUCUCAACACCUCCACUCUCAGCCUCACCCACACGGACUGACCUACCAUCUCAAUGGCCCCAGCAAUGCCCUAGAGGGCGGUAAAGUCUUUGCUCACAUCCGUCGUAGCAAGUUCAAGCUGCCCAUCACCAGCAAAACACCCCUUAUCAUGGUUGGCGCCGGCACAGGCCUAGCCCCCUUCCGCGCAUUCCUAUCUGAGCGAUGUCAAGUCCAAAAGAUUGGCAAGGAGAUUGGACAAAUGAUUCUUUUCUUUGGAUGCCGAAUCCCCAAGGAGGACUUCAUUUACCGAGAAGAGCUGGAGGAGAUGCAGAGGGUUCUUGGCGAUAAGCUGCGCCUGGUGACUGCAUUCUCCAGAGAGGAGGGCUCGCAGCGCAAAUAUGUGCAAGAUCGGGUCUCAGAGCUUGGUGACGAAGUUGUGAAGCUCAUCGAUGAGGGUGGUAGCUUCUAUGUCUGUGGAAGGGCUGGAAUGGCACGUGAGGUAGAGAAGGCGGUUGGUGGUGCCAUGAAGAUUGCCAAGGGCUGGUCAGAUGAGGAGACAAAUGACUGGAGUAAGGCUGUGAAGAAGAAGAACAAGUGGCAGGAAGAUGUUUGGGGAUGAAGGAUGUUAAUUUUUUUUUGAUUAUGUGGAUUUAGCUUUGUUAGAUGCCGUCUGGUUAAAUUAGAUAGAGGCUGGGGUCAAUUCGUGGUCAAUCGACAAGACUUGGUCUUGCGAGUUAAGAGAAC